AUGUACUCUAUGAAAAAUAUCGUUAAUUAUAAUGCUGAAAUUAUUUUACCAAAUUGCAUGUAUACCAUAAAAAACAGAACUAUUUGUUCAAAGGAAGACGAUAUCAACAUCAAUAUCAGUAACCAGGUUAUCAAGUUUCUGAAGGGAUCAAACAUAAUGACAGAGUUAGAACAUCGACAAGAUCAAUUGUUACAAAAACUAGAUACCCUUUAUGACAGAAUAAAAUCUAUUAGCUCUCAUUGUAACAUUGAAGAAAUAAAAACUUCUAGUAAUCUAUUGCCAACACCUGAAGAAGCUGUGCUUGUUGUCAGUCCAGAUAGCUUGCCUUGGUACUUGAACAUCAUUUUGAAGGAAACCUCCAUACCAGUCAACAUUUCAUGGCAUAUUCAUUCUUCUGUGCCUACAGAUAAAGUAGCAAAGAUAAAAAACUUUGUUAAAAAUCUGCAAAUGUCCAACAGUGGCCCUAAAAUCAAUAUAAGGUUGAUAUUUAAAUGUGUUUCAGCUGACACUGAAUUGAAGUUGUCUUCUUUGAUGGUUCCUGUUAUCGGAAAUGUAAACAUACUACGAUACUUAUCGUUUGUGUACCCGGGCAUAAUACUAUAUGACUCCAAUGAUCACCAAAUGGAUUAUCUACUUGAUGUCUGUCAUCUGUUAGAGAGAACUACGGAAAAGAAUAAGGAAGCACUGUUCAACAAAUUAAGUUCUCAAUGCAAAGAAUGGAUGUAUGGAAAUCAUUUUUCUAUAAUAGAUCUAGCAACAUAUAAUGCAUUAAAACAAUUCACUACUAUUCCUAAAUAUGUUAAUAAGCCUUGGUUUGAUAAGUGUGAGAAGCUAUGUUCAUAA
This is a messenger RNA of Arctia plantaginis, 843 nucleotides long. NCBI's taxonomy places the organism in Eukaryota, Metazoa, Arthropoda, Insecta, Lepidoptera, Erebidae. The record is from the annotation of a GenBank genome assembly.